UAUCGGAGUUUUCAUGUAAAAUUAGCACGGCGAGUGGUUGUCUUCGAUCUUGGUGUGUAAUACGGUGUGUCGUUUGGAGGCCGAAGGCUAUUAUGCCGAUACUAUGACAAAACUUGUUUGGAUUGAAUGGCCUCCAACUUUAUUGCUCGCCAGUGAAGCACCGAUUCAACCUUUACCGUACUGAUAUGUUCAGAAGCAAGUUAAAGGAGAUUUCGGUGAAUGGAACUGUCCACAAACCACUGAAGACUAAUACUUUGGCCAAAGGUGAAUUAAAGAAAGGUGGUCAAUCUUCUCGCUUCUGCCUUGCUCGCAGUGAAAAGCAAACUACAUCUAGUAGUAAAGAAACCCAGUCCACUUCAUCUACGAAGUCUUUCCACUCUCGCUUAACUCGACGCUUUUCACCAAAACCUCCUCAACAAGAACCUUCUUCUUCUAAACCCGAGAGAAAAUGUUCCAGUGGUCAUACAACAGGUUCUGUGAAAAGUACAGUAUCAAAAAGGCGUUUACAAACUACAACUGGGAGCCCUCAACAUAGCAGUAAGAAAAAUGUUGGAGAAGGAAGUAAAAGUACAGCCCCCCAUACCUCCUGUUUUUUACCUGGUUCUCCUCAGAAAGACAACGUUAAAUCAGAACAUCGAAAGAGUGAACAAUCGUCUCCUAGUCCUAGUAAACAGAAGAAUCGCAGGUUACUGCCAAGUCGAUUAUGUGUGGAAGAACCAUCUGACUCCUCCGAGGAGUCCCAUGAAAUUCCUUUCUUGAAGAUUCACUCCCCUCCCAGACCUUGUCAUAAACCAGCAGUUGCAAAAAGUAAGCAAGAUGUUGUACAGAAUAAAUUAAAACUGUCCAAAAGCACCAAGUAUCGGCAAGUUAAAGAUCAGGGCAAAAAGAAAGUGCUUGAGGACAAAACUACAGAUGAGAAGACAACUGGUGGAUGUUUUUUGCCUUCUAAAGAUCACCUAUUAAGAAGGUUUUCUUUUACAAAGACCACAGAUGAUGAAGAUGUCACAAGCUAUCUCUCAGUUGAAGAUAACUUACAAUUGUGUGUUGUCUCUUCUGACUCUGGAAUUACGAUCUGCGAUAGUUCUGAAAAAAGUGUUCUGGAUACUGAGGCUGAAAAUAACUUUCCGAAUUAUAAAGAGAGGACAGAACAACAGAAUCUGAGUAACAAAACAAGUUCCGUUGAUGAACAAAAUGUAAAAAAUUCACAAGCAAUAACUCAUUUAGAAAUUCCAAUUAGGGAAAGUGCUUCAAAAAGUGACUCAGAAUUAGUGUCCACUAAAAAAGAUGCACAUAACCACGUAAGUAAACCUGAGUCAGCUCCAGAAGAAGAUGAAGCAAGAGAUACUUCACCAGAUGGUAGAUUUCUAAAAUUUGAAGAAGAAAUAGGACGAGGCUCCUUCAAGACAGUUUACAAAGGGUUGGACACUGCCACUGGAGUAGCGGUUGCUUGGUGCGAAUUGCAGGAACGACUAAAGAAGAGUACCCGCCAAAGAUUUCGAGAAGAAGUAGAAAUGCUAAAAGGGCUCCAGCAUCCAAAUAUUGUACGCUUUUAUGACUUUUGGGAAGUUAAUCUGCCAAAGAAGAAAUAUUUGGUCCUUAUCACAGAACUAAUGACAUCAGGAACACUUAAAACUUAUCUUCGUAGAUUUAUAAAGAUCAAUCUGAAGGUUUUAAAGUCCUGGUGUCGACAAAUUCUGAAGGGCUUGAACUUUCUUCACUCUCGAUCUCCUCCAAUUAUCCACAGAGAUCUCAAGUGUGACAAUAUCUUCAUAACUGGUACUACUGGUUCAGUAAAGAUUGGAGACUUAGGUUUAGCAACUUUGAAAAAUAGGUCAUUUGCAAAAAGUGUUAUUGGUACGCCAGAGUUCAUGGCUCCAGAAAUGUACGAGGAACGCUAUGAUGAGGCAGUGGAUGUUUAUGCUUUUGGAAUGUGCAUGCUAGAGAUGGCAACCACAGAGUACCCAUACUCAGAGUGCAUUGGGCCUGCUCAAAUUUACAAGAAGGUGAUUAAUGGUAUUCCGCCCCAAAAUUUUAGCAAAGUGGAAAAUCCUCAACUGCAAGAUCUUAUCAGCAAGUGUACCCAACUAAAAAGAGAAGAUAGGCCAACUGUGAAAGAAUUACUUCAGCUAGAUUUCUUUCAAGAGGAACUUGGUGUAAAAGUUGAGUUUGUAAACAGAGAAAAAAGUUUAACUAGUACAGAAACAAAAGUAGAGGUGCGUCUUAGAGUGUUGGAUCCAAAAAAACGCAAAGACAGACAUAAAGACAACGAAGCAAUUCAGUUCGAGUUUGAUGUUGAAACUGAUAACCCAGAUGAAGUAGCUCAGGCAAUGCAAAUGACUGGGAUAAUUAUGGAAGAAGAUGUGAAAAUAGUUGCAAUGGUAAUUCGAAAUCAAAUUGCACAAUUUAAAAGGGAGAGACACGUGAGUCUCCAGAAAAAAAUAAAAAAAUUACAAACUUUGUCACGGCAGACUGAACUACAGCAACAGCUUCAACAUCAGCAACAAGAAUUUGAAAGUUAUCAACAGCAUCAACUACAAGAAUUACAGAAACAGCAGUUUAAUUAUUUUGACAAUCUUGAUUAUCAACAAGCAAAACCACAAAAUGUAAAUCUGCCAUUAAAACCUGUAGAAUUUGGAAACUUCUCUAACACUAUUCCUAAGCUGUCCUCUCAAGUCCUUUCCAGCCAAAACAUUUUGGAGUCAACAUGCAUAAAGCAUGUGGGAGCCCAAGCCAAACAGGAUUGGAGAGAAGCCCAAGGACAGGAAGCUCAGAUUUUUAAACCACCACCUGAACAAAUAACUGAACCAGUUAGUGAAGAGUUAGAAAUUGCAGAUGGAAGACAACCAACACGCAAGAAAAUCAUAAGACGCCACAGAACUCAAGAUCAGAGCCCUAGAUUGACAGUGUUAAGUGUUGAGGAAGGUAGUGUUGUUGAGUGUCAGUUAGAGUCCACAAAGGGGAAGAAUGUGAAGUUCAAAUUUGACAUCGUAGAUGUUGUUCCAGAGGGAAUAGCAAGUAACUUGGUUAUGACGGACCUUCUUGCUGAAAAUUAUGCUGGAAUGUUUAUAGAGCAAAUACACAACAUUGUGAAGCAGAUAAAGGAACAUCCAGAUAGAGUCCCAGUGUUGCAUGUGGCAGAUCUUACUCCAACAACUGUAAUGUCUAGUCCUUCAUUUCAGAGCUUAAACAUUGCAACUGAAUUCAAUCAAGAAAAGACUCACAAAGUUCCAGAGGAUCGUGGAAGCAGAAGCAAGAAACGUACAGGACGAUGGAAGAAAAAACUUUAUGCUCUAACUCAUCUUGUGUGUUGUUGUGAUAUUUCAUCUAUGCCAAUUCCUGGAUACCUUGUCCAGCAUGCUGCUCACGUGGGUUCACAGUUUCUUGUUAAUCCAGUAAAAGAGCAACACCAGUACACUAUGCCAACCUCAGUGGUUGCAUCAGCUCCAACACCUGGAAGUUGUUAUCCUUCAGCUAACAUGGCCCAGGUGAUGAAGGAAGAUACGUUCUCCUCUCCAUCUACUGCUGGUUCCCCCCAUUCUUUACCUUACUUUCAUCCAUUAUCUCCAAGUCCAAUGACAGGAGAAUUAUAUCAACACAAUCAAGAUCAGUGUCAGAACCUGUUGUUUCAACGAGGACAGCUUUCACCGAGUGUUCUUGUGCCUGGAGUUGAAAACACCUCUCUCUCAAUUUCUACAUAUCAGCCCAUGACUCCUCCAGCACUACUCUCUGACAGUGCUUCAUCCUCUUUUCUCCAGCCUGCAGCAUGUUGUCAGCUCCCAGCAACAGCCAUAGAGAACUCUUCACAGCCAGUGUUUAUAACUCCUAAUGAAGCUGUUAACACACCUGAACAAAAAGCUUUUAUGUCUGAUGUAAAGAGUACUAACCUUUCUUCUAUUGGAGCUGUCCAAGUUUCUUCAUGUUUGUCAGAUCAAAAAGCUCCUGGAGAAGUUGGCAGCCGUCAAGUAUCAACCAAAUCUCAUAUGUAUAAUGGUACGUCUGUUAAUAAUCUAGCCAGCAUGGACAGUGCUGUUGGUAGCAGCCUGUCCUCUUCAUGUCUCAGCAUAACAGAAGGGCUAUGCAAGGUUGGACAUCCAGAACAGAGCAGUAGUAGCAGUAGCAGCGCUAGUACUCACCACCAAGCUCAUCAGCACCCACACGUUCCAGAUAUGACUUGUCUUCAGAAUAAAUUAUCUCAGUUAUCAGUGCUGACGUCUCAGGGCCAAACAGUAACCAGUAAACCUUUGACUCAGCCAGUUGAUGCUUCUUCACAGACAUCAUCCAAUCUACCUAGAAAGGAUUUUACCACGUCUACAUUAUGUUGUUCGAGUAUCACAAAAUCUUCAGCCUUAGAGGGAAGCACUCAAAUAUGUACUGAAAACUAUCCAGAGAAUGCAUUACUGUUAUCUCCUAAGAAUGAUGGAGCAGUGAGUAUGUCAAUGUAUGGCUCAGCAUCAUUGCCUCUUUCCAGUUCCCAGUUGAUGUUUGCACCUGAUGAGCAAAUAACUUCUCUGUCAAACUCCCAAUCUAUUACAUUUCCACUUUUGGCAUCAUGUUCUGCUAGUUCUGUUGUAACAGCUCAACCUUCCCGAGGUAGUAAUGAUAUACAGCAUAAUCUUUUUGGCACAGCUAAAACCAAGAUAUUAGGCCCUCAACCUGGUACAUCAAGUAGCAGAGAGGGAGAACUAAAAACAGAUCUUUCAGCCUCAGAAACCCAGUCUGGUUCUGCGGUUUCUGUUAGCAUUUUCCACUCCACUUCUACCACAACAACACUAACUACCACAGCCCCUGACUGUCAGGUUUUUGCUACCAGAGGAUCAGCAGCCAUUUCCUCACAUGCAGUCAGGUCUACUACAACUCGCAAAGUUGCUCCUACUACCAAUCUAGAAGACUUAAAAAUAGAGCUACAGAAACUACAUGGUGUAGGUGGUGGAACAACAAAUGAGAUGCCUAGCAGCACCCAAGUGAAUUAUCAGUUAUGUCGUAGUGUUUCAUUACCGACUGGCGUCACUACAAACAAAACACCUAGAAGAUUUUCUCGGUUUGUGGUAACACGUGUUCAAGAUGAUCCCCUGAUAAGGUAUAGCACGACAAUUACUACAGACAGUUCUUCCACUAGUGAUAAUACUCAGCUGUUUGAUAGUUCAACCUCUAGUUUGGCAGUUACUACAAACAGUUUUUCCACUAGUGUUACUUCUCAGCUGUUUAAUAGUUCAACCUCUUGUUUGACAGUUACUACAAACAGCUCUUCCACUAAUGUUACUUCUCAACUGUUAGAUAUUUCACCAAAACGUGUGAAUAGCUCAACCCCAGUUACUACUUCAGAAGUAAACCAGAAUUCUUCCUGCUGUUAUAAGGAUGCUUAUCCAUCUUUUACAAGUACCAAUCCGAGUGUUUCGGGAUUAGACAAAAUGCACAUUGCAGCGACAUCUCCAGUAGUCAGUUGUGGUCGAUUCCAAGUUCGAACAAUUAGAGAUGAUGUUGCCAAAGAUGCUGCUACUUGCAUUCUUUCAUCCAACAAAAACUGGGAUGCCAAUGGAAAUGUAGGAAUUCCAGAACAAAGUACACAGAAUGUUGACACUACUUUUUCAGAGCAAAUUUCUGAUACAGAGAGUCUUGCAAACUUAGUACCAUCUAUCACGAACUCUAACUUUUGUCCUGAUCGUCAGCUAUUAAAUGGACCUAUAUCUGUCAAUAUGAUGGAUUUUCUUCCUACAAAAGUAGAUUUACAAGAAGAGUUGCUUGGUGUAGGUCUUUUAAAAAGAUCCGGAGAUGGGCAACUUCAGGCUGAAGAAAACUCUAGUUUGACAUACAGGUGUUUUUCCAACCAGGAUAGAAGUAACAGUGAUUCCUGUAGCACUUUAAACAUUCUUUCCUCAGAAACAAUGAAAAGUUUGAAGCUGGAUCUGGUCAGAAUAAUGCAGGGCAUGCACAAUGACCGAUCUAGUCAGUACAUUCAGGCUGGUGGUUCAGACUCUGUCUUGAGUCAGAGUCCCCAGCAUGACUCGGCUACCAUCUGUACAGGAGUUUCAAGUCAAUCUCUCUCUACGGCUCAUUAUACUCCUUCAUCUCCAGAUGUGAAAGAAGCUGAAACCCAGACAGAGCAAUUGUUGCACAGAAAUGUUGCUGCCAGUAACCAGUUUUUUGUACCAAACAAUAACAGGCUUGAGAAAACAAGAAGUGAAACAGCCCUUAAUUAUUGUCAAGGUACUACAGAUCCAUGUACAGAUAAAGGUGUAUUGGGCAUUACCUAUACAAGGCCUAGCAUACAACAUUUUUCUCAGAGUCUUAAUAAUGUAAAUAUAGAAAACCUCCCUCAUCUGGAUACUUUAGAAAACAUCAGGCUGCCCAGGAGUUCAAGUGUAAACUCUUUUUCAGGAUUCAACAAUUCAGUUGAAUUAGGACGUAGUGCAUCUUUGGGCAAGUUUCCGAGUGAAUUAAUAUGUGAUGAAAAUGAUUCCAAACAAGAUGUUGACAGUGAUAAUUUCCUACAGAAUCUACUUGUGAGGCAGAAGCAAGAGCGUGAAGAGUUAAAGAAAAGACACCAGAUGGAACUAGAAACUUUUAAACAUCAGAGAAAGCUUGCUUCUCCCAGAGUUGGACAUAAACGUAGUGACAGUGCUAGUGCAGUAUAUCCACAUAGAAGUAACUUACAACUUGGUAAUGGUUUUAUUCAGAGUUCAAGGCACCAAAUGAUUCAACCUUCAAGUUCUUCUCAGCAAAGUAUGUCUAGAUAUGAUGGACAGUGGUCAUGUCAAAGUCCAAAAACUCCAGAUUUAAAUAUAGGGUCAUCAGUAGAGCCAUACUACCUUCCAAUUCAACAUUUUUGUAGCCAUAGCACGAUCCCGAUCCGGCCUUUACCAAAAGCUUGCCCAUAUCUUCCUCAAACCAGCAAUAUCCCUCAUUUCAACAGAAGUACCCCUGGAAGGGCAAGAUUUGAGUGGGGAGGAUACUUGUAUUCCCGGCCAGUACAGCGCUCCUCUUCCUAUGACCACUUAUUUGCUUUUCAUCCAACUAGAGAUAAAUCACCAGCACCAAAACAUGGUACAUUUACCCAAGACUUACAGAAUCCAGUUCAAAACAUGAGAGGCAACAAUGUUGCUCGAAACACCCAUCACAUAAUUGGAAGUAUUGAAUCAAAGAUGACUCUCAACCAGAUAAGACAACUACAGAUGCAAGAAGUUAUGAAGGAUCAACAUUAUGUUCCUACUGGCUACUUCACACCACCCCCUCAAUCACCUGUCAAUAGCCCCUUGUCAUCCCCACGCCAUACUAGAGGAAUUCCCCAACUACAAAGAACACUUAGUACAGGGCUUUCAACUCCCAGCAUUCCCUUGGGUGUUUAUAUCGGUGCAGGCGAUUCUAACCAAAACUACUAUGGUUUCACUUAGUCACUUCAAUCAACAAACUUGGUUGACUACUGCGUCAACUUCUUUUUUUAGGACUACCACAUAAUAAUUAUAAGCACUCCAGCCAGUAACUACUUGUACUGCUUCCACUAUUACAGCUUAGUUAAAAAAAGCUAAUAAAGUGUAAGAUAUUCUAUUUAAAACCUUUUCUUUAUAUAAUAUAAAGCAAAAUGUGAUUUUGUUAUAAGAGAAUUUAUUACAAAAUAUUUUUUUAUAUUUUGCUGCAAAAGAAAAUUGUAACUGUAUCUACUCAAUUGCUUUUCUUUUUCAGUCUUAGUCCCUCUGUUCUAGUAUGUGUUAUAAAUGGCUUAGGCCCUCUGUUCUAGUAUGUGUUAUAAAUGGCUUAGGCCCUCUGUUCUAGUAUGUGUUAUAAAUGCCUUAGUCCCUGUUUCAGCCUGCAUUAUAAAUGCCUUACUCCCUUUGUUUCAGCCUG
Messenger RNA from Limulus polyphemus (Atlantic horseshoe crab), 7839 nucleotides. RefSeq lists its product as uncharacterized. Gene Ontology annotation, molecular function: protein serine/threonine kinase activity; potassium channel inhibitor activity; ATP binding. Gene Ontology annotation, cellular component: cytoplasm. The coding region runs from base 186 to 7388 and encodes 2400 amino acids. NCBI's taxonomy places the organism in Eukaryota, Metazoa, Arthropoda, Merostomata, Xiphosura, Limulidae. Gene Ontology annotation, biological process: negative regulation of sodium ion transport; positive regulation of potassium ion import across plasma membrane; intracellular signal transduction. The transcript has 21 exons. The record is from RefSeq and is a predicted model, not a curated record.